AUGUCCAAAGGGGCUGUCGUUCUCUGGCUGGCGGUGGUGCUCGAGUGGCUUUAUCUGACACCAACCAGGUCACAGCUUACCCUGACAGCAUUUUUGGGUCAAUCAGUGACUUUGCCCUGUGUGUACUGGUCCUGGUCUCCAAACAGCAACAGCAUGUGCUGGGGAAGAGGCGAGUGUCCCAAUUCCAAGUGCAACCAGGAGCUCAUCCAUACAGAUGGAACUACAGUGACCUCGAGAAUGUCAGGAAGGUACAGACUUCAGGGGAAUAUCCAGAAGGGCGAUGUCUCCUUGACCAUCCUAAACACCAGGGAAGGGGACAGCGGGGUGUACUGCUGCCGCAUAGAGGUGCCUGGCUGGUUCAAUGAUGUGAAGAAUACCAUCCAUCUGGUGCUAAGGAGAGCCCCAACAACUAUGAGACCGACAACCACCUCCAACCCAACGACCACCCCUCAUUUGCUGCCGACCACAACUGUGCUGCCAACAACAGGCCUGACUGUAGAAACCUCCAAUCCAACCACUACCCCUUACGUAGAUACAACCACAGCUGUGCUGGUAACACCACUUGUGACUACAGCAACCUCCCACCAAGAACCCACACCUCGCACACCAACAACCACAGCUGUGCUGCCAACAACCUUCUUGACUACACGUGAGCUCACAGCCAGAACCCCACUUCAGACAGAGGUCACCUCAAUCUUCACAACAACAGCGACCGUGUGUCCUCUGACAAGGCCGAGCUCUGCACCAGAGACAACCCCAGAGCCCCCCAUGCAAGGGCCCACCUCCACUGCAGAAUCAGGAACUUUUCUGCAGUCCAGUGACUCGCUGAGAAGCAUGGAGGCAACUUCAGCAGACAGCAGCUUGUUCACAGCCAAAGUGUCUAUGGAACAAGAACCACAGCAAGAGGCAGAGACAGAGGCAGAGACAAAGACUGACACCAACCUGCUGAUAAUCAUUGGUUCUGGUUUGGGACUUACACUCUUGGCCUUGCUCAGCGCAGUUCUCCUACAAGGAAAAGUCACGAAAGCCAGUUGCCUGCAGAAACACAAGAGCUUCUACAAUCUUGCAGAAAGACAAAGCGUCCUCAACGACACACUGCACGGACCGGAGGAGGAUGACAGCCUCUUCGUGCUCUGACCUGCCCCUUUCCUGUGGGGUUGGGGCGGGGGCACAUGGCAUUCAAAGUGUCCAAAUAAGUUUUGAGAUGUUUUCAUUUUUUUCCCUCUUAAAGUGUCACCUCUCUUCCUUUGCUGUCGUGGUCCCAGGCUUGCUUGCGCACCUCCAGGGCACUUCAGAGACCACAUGUCCUCUGCCCCAAGCCGAGCCAUCUCCUCCAUAUUGCUGCUAAGUGGCCUUUUACAUUGUGCUUGAAUAUGUUCAGGGAUGGUGAACGCAUUACUAUUCCAUCUUGUUAACCGUUCAGACUGGAGAGUUCUGCUCAAGAUUCAGGCUGCCAGAAGAACAGGCGCAGAACUGUGGGCUGGCUUUAACCUCUUUUAUUCAGCUGCUUAGCCACAGUCUUGUGGACCACAGUCUCUGUAUACUCCUGGCCGUCUUCGUGUUGCUAGUCUACCCAUGCUCACAGCAGCCCUCCGCUGCAUUUAUACCACAAACCAUAAAGGUGGCUAUGUGCCAGCAACAACCUUGUUCAUAAAAGUUCUUUCUAUCAGGGUGUCAGGACAAGUGCCUGCACUGGGCUGCUGUGGGCAGAGCCUGCUGCCUCCAGAGGCCCCUCACUCCACAGCCUGAACCAGAGUGCUGCCAUCUUGGCUUUUGCAUUUUUCCUGGCACCCAUGGGAGUCCAUUCAAUCACCAGGCAGUUCUAAAAGUAUGAAAUAUUCAAAGUGCAGUCUGUCUCUUGAUAGAACCACUGUGUUGGCCUUCGCUGCAUGUAUUGUGCUUACACAGAGCAUGACAAAUCUCACUUCUCCUUGGUAAUUCUUUUGAGAGAAAAGGAGAACCCUGUGUGUCUCUAAGUUGCCUUGCUUCUGGGACCCCAUGUGCUUGUACCACUCCUUCUGAGUACAUCAACUCUAGGUUCAGCAGUAGCUGCCCCGGGUCUGUGUUUCCUUCCUAAGGAGGGGAAUGAUACCAAAUCACACCAGAUUUUUGACUCACUUCUACUACUCUCCUAUUUCCUCUAAUUUUUUGUCUGCAAACUUAAGUUGUGAA
Messenger RNA from Octodon degus (degu), 2172 nucleotides. It is a transcript of the gene Timd4, whose product is annotated as T cell immunoglobulin and mucin domain containing 4. The record is from RefSeq and is a predicted model, not a curated record. Bases 1 to 1137 code for a protein of 378 amino acids. NCBI's taxonomy places the organism in Eukaryota, Metazoa, Chordata, Mammalia, Rodentia, Octodontidae. The transcript is spliced from 8 exons.